Nothobranchius furzeri (turquoise killifish) is the source of this 1782-nucleotide messenger RNA. NCBI's taxonomy places the organism in Eukaryota, Metazoa, Chordata, Actinopteri, Cyprinodontiformes, Nothobranchiidae. The record is from RefSeq and is a predicted model, not a curated record.
AUGACUGACACACACACACACACACACACACACACUCACCUUUUUCAGCAACUUGUUAUUAAAGAUGGUUACAGGUGGUGUUUUCCUGUCCUCCAGUUCUUUUGUUCACGUUUCCUUUUUCUCUUCCUUCCAUCACAGGGUCUGGAGAGCUGUCUGAAGGGACCAGACAAUUACAACAGCCAAGUAUUAAUAGAGGCCACAGUCAUUGCUCUGACCAAGCUGCAGCCUCUUCUCAGCAAGGACUCCCCCAUGCACAAAGCUUUGUUCUGGGUUGCUGUUGCUGUGCUGCAGCUGGAUGAAGUCAGCCUGUACUCUGCAGGAACAGCUCUUUUGGAGCAGAACCUCCACACGCUCGACACAAUGCGUGUCUUCAAUGACAAGAGUCCAGAGCAAGUGUUCAUGGAGAUCCGGCGUCCUCUGGAGUGGCACUGUAAGCAGAUGGAUCAUUUUGUGGGCCUGAAUUUUAAUGCCAACUUUAACUUUGCACUAGUGGGACACCUUCUGAAAGGUUACAGACACCCAUCAACCCACACGGUGGCGAGGACAGUGCGGAUCCUCCACACUCUGUUGUCUCUGACCAGUAAGCAUCUCAAAUGUGACAAGUUUGAGGUGAACACUCAGAGCGUGGCUUAUCUGGCAGCUUUGCUAACCGUGUCUGAGGAAGUCAGAAGUCGCUGCAGCCUCAAACACAGAAAGUCACUGCUCAUUUCAGACCUCUCAAUGGACCCGGUUCCCAUGGAGACCAUCUCCAGUCAAAUCACUAGUCCCAGCAGCAGAGCUCUGCAGGAGCCUCAGCCGUGGACGUCGCCUCAGAUUUCAGAUCGCUACCUUUCCACACAUCACUACCCCACAAUGGGCCAGAUCAGCCCACGAACACGGAAAUCCAUGAGCCUGGACAUGGGCCAGCCCUCACAGGCCAACACCAAAAAGCUCCUGGGCACCCGCAAGAGCUUUGAUCAUCUCAUAUCGGACUCUAAAGCACCAAAGAGACCAGAGAUGGAGUCUGGUAUGACCACUCCACCCAAGAUGAGACGUGUAGCAGAGAACGACUACGAGAUUGAGACGCAAAGAAUCGGAAACUCUCACCUCCGUAAGGUGUCAGUAUCGGAGUCCAACGUUCUGCUGGAUGAAGAGGUUCUGACUGAUCCGAAGGUCCAAGCUCUGUUGCUCACUGUGCUGGCGACCCAGGUUAAGUACACCACUGAUGACUUUGACCAGAGGAUUCUGUAUGAGUACUUGGCUGAGGCCAGUGUUGUCUUUCCAAAGGUCUUUCCCGUUGUCUACAACCUGUUGGACUCUAAGAUCAACACUGUGCUGUCCAUGUGCCAAGACACCAACCUCCUGAACCCGGUCCAUGGUAUUGUCCAGAGUGUGGUGUACCAUGAGGAGUCUCCUCCUCAGUACCAGCCUUCAUAUUUACAAAGUAAGGAGAAUACCGUCUCUGUUUAGUAGGGAUGUAAGAAAAUAUCUAUAUCGCAAAAUACCGUGAUAUUUUUCCCUGCAAUAUUAUCUCGGUAUUCAAAAGCUGUUUAUCUAAUUUUUGGAAUAAUUUACAUGCAAAUAUUUGUGUAUUUCCUUUUCUUUUCGUGCAAUUCAAACGCCGGCCACUAGUUGGCAGCAGUGUGCAGUGGGUUUUGUUUUCACCUUUGAAAUGUAAAUCUCUAUUGUGGUUCAGAUGCCUCAUGUUAAACAUGUUAAGUAUCAGUUUGGACUGUUUAUUGAAUUCUCCUAUAAUACAUUCAGUAUAAAAGUCGCUGGCUGAAUGUACCGCAGUAUAUCGUG